UAUCUCUUAAGAUAGCACCUGUGCUGAAUGUACCACACUCUAGUGUCAGCAAGGAACAGCCUUAUAUAAGAGGCUGUAACAGAGACACUUAAUACCUUUUUCUAUUUUUACUUUUGAAAUUUUGCACAGCUCCCACUAAUCUGAACAGCUAUUUUUUCAUUAUACUGCUUCAUGGUGAGCUUCACCAAUUCAGUUGUUUGGGGUUUUGUCUAACCUUUUAUAUGUUUACUAUAAGCUUGGAAUUACUAUGCUAAGGUUUUCCAAUCCUUUUAUUUAUUGAGAGGAAGGAAGCAAUGCUUUUCAGGUGCACCCAGGUUUUACAGUGAUUCCUUUAAAAGUACUUGAGCAAUUCUUUUGCUUCUUCUGUUGUAACCAAAAACCCUCGUGUUACUGAUUGUCCUUGGCAAUUUCAGUGCUGGCCAUUUUCCUGUAUCUCACCAUUAAGCUUAUAUUAGGUGUUUAAAUGCAUUCUGUGACGUGCUUGUAGUGAGGAUCACUCCAUUAAUAGUUCAUGUGUGUACCCACAGGAAACAACACUGUUCUUUCUGAGCUGGGGUUUGUACCACCCCAUGGUGCUGUUGCUGGGGGGUAAGGGAAGCUCUGUUCUGAUGUGGAGCACACUGGUUAAGAACAUUGCUGCAGAGACCUGUGUGUGAUUGCGUGGUGAGGAAAGAAUUAAACAAAAGCUGACUAGCUGUUCUACCCUCCUAAGUCGGAUUUACAGGAUUUAAGCAGAUCUGCUGGAAUUCCUUGGUCUUACUCCUGUACCUUGUAGCUUAACUAUUAUACCAGCUCCGGGUAUGAUUGCUGUUAACUACUCCUUUUAGGCUUUCACUGUGGAGGUAGCAUUAAUAUUUCAGCUGGUCCUGAUGAACAGUUGUCCUGCCAGUUCAGGAGAAAUAGGUUGAAUUCCAGAGAGCCAGGGACAUUUUAGAAGAUGGCAUUUCUUAUUCAGAAGGGUCAAUACAGGAAAAUCUGGCAAAAUCAAGAGAGACUCUGUGGGAAAUCAUAGACUUCCUGUAAUAGAACUAUGCAUAUAUCAUGGUGAGAAGCUGACUACUGUUAAAUAGCAGAUUUAGAUAUUUACAACUACUUCAAAUUUGCCCGUACAAGAAAGUUCAGGAUGUUUUACCUUAUCUGUCAAUACAUUAGUGAUCUAAACUGCUGUAGCUAUAUUGGUAAAAUUCCCUAUUAGGUCUUCUUCUCCACCAUGGAGAGUAGUCAUGAGAAGCUUUUGAGAGUCUGAGAUCCACCUCUGUAGGAAUGUCAUUACGUGUGUGAUAAAAACAAGGGCAGUCUUGGUAAGAAGGAAAUAGUCCCAAAACAGUACCUGCCAGAGAGGAGACAACUGCAAAAACCACUGUGUCUUCCCAGUCCGUAAUCCUUCCAGAAAGUGAAUACAGGCUUGGACUUCUGUUGCUUUUGGUGUACUGAUCUGUGUUUCCUUUAAAAUUACCUAUUAAAUCACUUUAUUUAGGAAAACUUCGCCUUGACAGGGAGGCAACUUAGAACGCACCAUGAAAAAAAUCCAGCACAGACUUCUGCUAGUGGUGUUGAAUCCUGUGCGCCAGAGGCCUGAACAGGGAGUGUCUCAUGGGAUGGAGUUCUGAAUGAGCAACAACAGCCUCUAAGAAGAAUCAAUGAGAAGAGAUGGGGAGAGAAGCGGCAAAGUGAAAUUCUAAGAUGCUGCGGGGAACUUUGAUCCCUUUCCUCACAUCCUUUUCCCUGCGUAGAAAUGGAAAAGGCACCCCACUCCCUCCGGUGCGGGGCGGCUAGCAUGGGAAAGCAGACCCUGGCAGCUGAACGAGAAUGUGAUGCUUGAAGAACCUUCUGCUCACUUUGUACACGCGGGAUGGAAAUCUCAAAAAUAUUCGGGCUCCUGGUAGAGCUCUCAAGUCUGCUAUCCUGUCUCAGAUGUGUGGAGGCUUUCCUGGGAUCCAAGCCCAACCAAAACCAUUUGCAGAGUGCAGUGUCCAGCCUGUGUGCUCUGGGACCUCUCGGCUACUACAACGGCUCACUGGCAGUCACUGAGUCUGGAGCAGAGUGUCUCAACUGGGCAGAGUUCCCUGAUUAUGUCCAGCAGUACCCAGAUCGUGGCCUGGGGCACCACAACUUCUGCAGGAACCCAGACGGGGGAACGACGCCCUGGUGCUUCUACAGGCUUGUGUCAGGGGCCAUCGGCUGGGCCAACUGUGACUGUAACCAAGGUGCUGUGCGGUUGGCUGAAGACAGUAGUGUGGAGCUGUACUUCAAUGGACUCUGGGGUACCAUCUGUGCUGACCACUGGACUGACUGGGAUGCCAGUGUUGUCUGCAGGCAACUAGGUCUCAGUGAGAUCGGCACAGCUGGGAAGAAGAGUCAUUCUGGACCAUGGCCUGUUCCCCUGCACCUGCAGUCAGCAAACUGCCAUGGAGAUGAGGAAGCCCUGCUGCAGUGUGGCUAUCAGGAAGCUCUGUCAGGAGCUUGUAACCAGGGAAAUGCCGUGGUAACUUGUGUUCCUCCAGAAGGUGUAGGUGCCCCACUUCGUAUAGUUGGGGGAAAGGAGAGCUUUGAAGGGCGAGUGGAGGUUUACCAUGAUGGCAAGUGGGGAACCAUCUGUGAUGAUCAGUGGGAUGACCGGGAUGCUGAAGUUGUCUGUAGACAGCUGGGACUCAGUGGGACCCCAAAAGCCUUGUCAUGGGCUCACUACGGGCAGGGAUCUGGCCCAAUCCUGCUGGAUGAAGUGCAGUGCUCAGGGAAUGAACUCUCCCUUGAUCAGUGCAAGAAGAGUGACUGGGGACAGCAAAACUGUGACCACAUUGAGGACGCUGGGGUCUCCUGUGACCCUUUCACAGAGGGCUCGGUCCGGCUGGCUGGCGGCCGCAGCCCCAGCGAAGGCAGGGUGGAAGUUUACUACAAUGGAGACUGGGGCACAGUGUGCGAUGAUGGCUGGACGGACCUCGGUGCCCAAGUGGUCUGCAGGCAGUUGGGCUUCAGUGGUCCUGCUGCCCUGGCCUCUGAAGGAGACUAUGCUGCUGGCCAAGGCUUCAUCUUACUGGAUGAUGUGGCAUGUGUGGGGACAGAGCUGACUCUCCUGGACUGUCCCCACAGCAACUGGGGGCAGCAUGACUGCUCCCAUGCUGAGGAUCUGGGAGUCCGCUGUUCCCCAGGAAGCAACACAGUCAUGGAUGGCAGCCUGGGGCCUCCUGUGCGGCUGGUGGAUGGAGAAAGCACCAAGGAGGGCCGGGUUGAGGUACUGCUGAAUGGGCAGUGGGGCAGUGUCUGUGACGACGACUGGACAGACAAAGAUGCUGCAGUGGUUUGCAGGCAACUGGGAUUCAGUGGGACAGCAAAAGCCAGGGCAAUGGCUUAUUUUGGCGAAGGCCAUGGGCCCAUCCAUCUGGACAACAUAGAAUGCAGUGGCAUGGAGGACACUCUGGGGCAAUGUGCCACGCCUGACACCAGGAUUCACAGCUGCUGGCACAGUGAGGAUGCUGGGGUGAUCUGUGACUAUGUGGAAGAAAAGGUCCAAGAUUUCAGGAGAACAGGUCCAGAGUCUGGAGUGUGUGGGAUGCGCCUGCUUCAUCGUCGCAAGAAAAGGAUCAUAGGUGGAAACAAGUCUCUGAGAGGCAGCUGGCCAUGGCAGGCCUCACUGCGGCUGAAGGGUUUUCAUCGAGAUACUCGUCUGCUGUGCGGAGCAACCCUGAUCAGCAGCUGCUGGGUGGUGACUGCAGCCCACUGCUUCAAAAGGUUUGGUGUUGAUGUGCGCCGCUACCUCCUGCGCGUGGGCGAUUACCACACAGGUGUGAAGGAUGAGUUUGAGAGGGAGCUGCCCGUGGAGAGGAUUGUCCUGCACAGGAACUACUGGGCUGGCAGCAAUGAUAAUGACAUAGCCCUGGUCCGGAUGCGGGGCAGAGAAGGGCACUGUCUCUCCUUCAAUCACCAUGUUCUGCCCGUCUGCCUGCCUGACAGGAGAGAGAGGUCUGACAUCAACAGGCAAGCCUGCAUCAUCUCUGGCUGGGGAGACACAGGAAAGUCCUAUUCCAGAACCCUGCUGCAGGGGGUGGUGCCCCUUCUCCCACGGGAAGACUGUGAGGCCCGUUAUGGGCGGAAGUUCACCAACCGCAUGAUUUGUGCUGGGAACCUUUCUGAAGAUAAACGGGUGGACAGCUGUCAGGGUGACAGUGGAGGGCCACUCAUGUGUCAGAGGUCAAAUGGACGCUGGAUAAUUUUGGGCAUCACUUCCUGGGGGUACGGCUGUGGUCGGAAGGAUUCCCCCGGUGUGUACACAAAGGUCAGCAAAUUUGUACCCUGGAUCAAGAAAGUGACCAAGCUAAAAUGAAAAUGACUGAGCUCUUGGAAUUUCAGCACGUGGUCCUUUUGCCCUGCAGCAGCAGAAGGCUGUGGCUUCUGGUCUGUGACUGAUGGAGAUUUAUUUUGACAUUGGACACUGGCAAAAGAUUUUCAUGUAGAACUGGAAGGAAAACAGUUAUGACUGAUUCUUUAAAGUCUUUGGUUUCACUUUAGUCUGUAAUCUGUAAGCAGAGAAAGCAGGUACACAGUGAUAACAAUGAUCAGGACACGUUGCUCUGAAUAUCUGACUCCUUUAAUGCAAUCACGCUUUGCCCUGGCACACAGAAAUGUCAGAAGUAGAGAGAUACCUAUUGCUGCAAGUCUAUUCAUGGUUGUAUGUUUGGACAGUUGAAACAUGCUGCAAGGAGAGGUGAAAUGCUUGGAAGAUGGCACCACGUGCUGGCAUAAUGGAAAUCUUCAGAUUCUUUUUUCAUAACAUCUCUCUUCAGUUCCAGGAAUCAGAAGAUUUGACCUGAGUUGAGGAACAGGCCAACAGCUGGGUUUUUUAGCUUCCCUGAUAUGUCUCUAGGGGGAACCUUUUCUCUUCUGAAUAGUAUGUCUGCUCCCAUAGGACCCCUUUCAAGAGUCUGCCUAGGCUAAGAGAUGCUUGUCCCUCCUGCUGUAAUCCUUUGUCACACAUUUCCAGCUGCCAGAUGCUGUGGUUUUAUUGCUGCUUUUUUGCUAUUGUGGUUUGUGUGUGUGUUUGGGCUUUUUUUUUUUUUUUGUUGUUUCCCCUAAGUAGCAUUUUCUAGAUUCAGUUGUUGGUGUGAGAGGCAGUAGCUUUCUUGCCCUCAUGAUUACUAUGAAGAACUUAAAAGACUGACCUCAAGUGGCUGAAAAGACAUGUCAUUUUUCUUAAAUCCAAAUGUAAUGUUAAUCUCAAACAUUCAGGCAUUGAAUCAUGAUUUAACAGCACUGUGGGGACUUACUACUGGUCCCUUAUUCAUCAUAGUUAUUAGCUGACCUUUGUUUAUGCUGCUAGUCUUUAGUAUUUCUGUAUUCACAAUUUUCCAUGAAACAUGGAAUUACUCCUGGGGUAUAGAUACACCUCAGGCAAAUUACUCCUUGUGAAAAACAGUAAGUGUGCUGCAAAGCAGCUUCCCACUUUGGUGAAGUGUGUCCUAUUCUUGAAACCUCUGGGCCAUGCUUCCUUUUUUCUCUUCUUUGCACUCUUUCUCUUUUCAUUCCUCUCAGUGGGAGUAAACUGGAUUAACUUGAGGGAAUGCAAGCACUAUCAUCAAGCUGUAGUUCUCAGCCUGAACAGAUACAACGCUGAGAGAAAGCAGGGGUUAUCGAAUAUUACAAUUUCUUCCUUCUGUCUCAUCCAAACAAAUGAACAGAGUUCCCUCUUAUGCCUUAAGUACUUUUUAAAGUUAAUAUAUUACUCUUGAGUAGUAAAAAAAUGCAAGUAGACAGAAGGGCUAAGUGCCUUAAUAGCUGUGCAGUGCAGCAUCUUCUCACUGUGUACAGAUAAGGCAGAGAGGAGACAGGUCUGUACAGGAGGAGGAGCAAAAAGCUUUGAUGUAUAACCAAGGGCUCAAAUGUGGAGGAUUAAUACAGGAUGGGACACAUGGAACUUGUGCCAGAUGUGCAUGUUUUGGGUAGGCAGUAACUGGGUCAGGCACUGACCUGCUGUCUGGAAGGUUUGCACUCAGGGCAUUGAAAUGUUCAGUACAUGGGUAUUACCAGUGCAAGAGCAGAAGGCAGAGCACAGUCUGUGGAUUUGCAAUGUCAUAUUACAGGGCAUGUGGUGACAGAAUCCUAGAAAUUGCCUUGGGUUCAAGAAGUACUGAUUGCCUAAAGCUUUAAUUUGUCUUCUGUAAAUCAGCUUAAUGUAAAGGUGCUGACCUGACUAGGUGGCUGAUUUUUGUGUGUAAAGGCUAAACUAAACAGUUUCAAUUACCCUUUUCAGGUAUUAUAGGAUAGUUGGACUACCAGUGUUGCAAUGGACUGUUCUAAAAUCCUGCUUGCAAACUUUAUUUUAAUGAAGAAUUGUCAGAAUCUUUAAAACAUGCAAUGUCAGGACUCCUGCAAACUGGCCUUUGAGACAAACCUGAUCUGUUUGUGCUUCUUCUCAAGGUGCUGCAUGUCUUCAGCACAGCUUUGUGCUGAUAACCCUGUUUAAAAUGCCAGACUUGAUUCCUUGGCAGCACUGUGCUUGACUCCACAUGGGUUGUGUUGUCCUAUGGCUCCUGGCAGAGUCUCUAAAAUGCAAGCUGCAGACUGCUCCUUAUCUCCCAGGCAUUAAAAUGCCAAGAGAACCGAGGGCAAUUAUUCACAGACCUCUCAUCUUGUGGGGGAUUAAAUACCAAGUUCUAUACUGGCAGGAGCAGUACCUGUCUGGGAAACACAGAGGGAUUUGACUUUUACCUUCAGCUUCCCCUGAGCCAGCAUGCUACAGCAGCUCAAAUGGAGUUUCUGUGCCUUGAGUGCUGUCACAUCUCUAGUUUAACCUGGUUUGAUCUUUCAGUUUAUACCCAUAACCCCAACAGGCAUAGAAACACCCAAAGGAUGACACUGUGAGGUUAUUUCCCUAAGCUUACUUAGCAAGUGGCCAUUCAGGAGUUAGCAUAAAUUACCAUGUAACACAAGUGAGAUGUGGGCCUGAAAUUCCCAUGUUCUAGUUAAGAAUAUUUAUUUCUCCUAGAUCUUGUCACUAUGACAGCUGUGAGAAUCCUUGUAAUUAACACCCUUUGAGUCCUGCAUGAGCCAGGAGAAGGGAAGGAAGGAUCCAAUCUCCUUUGCCUGCUUUUAUACCUUACUGGUGCUGUAGGCAAGCCUGUCAGUAUUCUCCUAUGUUGACCUGGCCUGUUUCAGGAUACAGCUGUUGCUCUUCACUGUUUAACCUGGGACUGUGGCCCAAAGCAAACUCAUGUGCUUUGCCACUGAGGCUUACUGGAACUGCCUGGUUGGAUGAACAGCACUUAGUCACCCUAGGACUGUAUUUUGUAAAAUUGGACAGCAGCAGAUGUUUCAAAGGAUAGUAUGUAUGAGUUGUGCUGAACAAGUUUUAACAACCUUUCCUUCUGGGGAAUUUUGUUCUUGACCCAUUUAAAUUAAUUACUUGCAUUACUAUUAUCAUCAUUAAAAACAGAAGUACAAAUACUUGAUCCUCUAGGUGCUGUACAAACACUGUGCACUAUUCUUUCGUCAUUCUUUCUUUUUCCUCAAGUGUAAGAAUUUAUAUCCCUAACUUUUAAAAACCAUUUAAUGUAACCAGCCUUCAUCUUCCAUAUAAAUAUUUAAAUUUUUUUGUUUUAAUCUAACAAAGCUCUCAAUCCCAGUAUUUUCUGGCAAUGAAAACCAUUAUAAUUUUAUUCUCCAUAGCACAUAAUUUCUUUUUAUGGUUCCUGAAUUAAUUGCCUUUUGUUUUCAUUAAGUACCAUCUGUCUUUGUGUUCUCAGCCACGAGAGGAAAUAAGGGGCCUGGCUUUAUAUUCUCUGUUACGCAUUAUUCUAGAGGUAGUUCCUUUUCUAACACUGUGGCUUCUCUGUCUCUCUUCAGUUCAAACUGUCUAGGUGUCUGGUAACGUGCUGUCUCUCUGUGUCUUCUCUUUCUGAUGGAUCUUUAAACUUUGGUAAACAACUGAAUGCAGUUUGCCAGGGGAGGAUGGAUCUCCUGCUGAUUAUUUGAGCAGUUUUCUAUAGCAGGCAAUUCUGUAAGUGAUUUCAGUGCUGUGCCUGUAUGCUGGAGCUAGUUUUAAACUUGGUAGUGCGGUCUUGGUGGCAGCCUUGCUUCAAGGGGAUGAAAACCCACUGGGGUUAGCUCCCCAUGUGUCUCAGGUAGGUGCAGCAGUCCCAUUGAGCUCACAGAAAUUGCUGUAGGUCUGUCUGGGGAGCUCUGGGCAGGGAGCACCUGGAGAGCUGUGUAGACCUUUCCCUGUGCUGACAUACAUGGAGGGCUGAGACAGUCCACCUUCACAGCAUUAGCCCAUUGGAUAAGGCUAAUGCAUGUGCACUGGUUCCAGCAGCCGAGAGCUCAGCCAGUGUUGCUGGUGGCUGCACUGUGCCACAUGGAUGCUCUGAGAGAACUUUCCAUGGCAGAGUGGCACAUUGUGGUUGUGUGAGAAAGGGAACAUCACUGUGAGUGACUAGGAGCAUUGGCUGGAGUAGAAACAUGACUACGGUAAGGAUCUAAGGAGCAGCUCUUAGUGCUGCUUCUAUCUUUGAGAGAAUACUGCAGCCCUUCAAAGGCUGCCCCAGUGCUCCAAAGGCUGCCUCAGUACUGGGGUCUUCCUGACCUGCAGUGCCUGCAGUGGUCCUAUCUCAAACCUGUUCACACUUCGGCGACCUGAAGCUGAAUUAAAGAUGUAUCACUUUCUUGUGGCUGAACAUUGUUCUGAUGAUUUCUAUGAAUUAUGUUCUAUGCUAUAAUUUAUCAGGCAGCUGUUUAUUAGCCUGGACAUGUUGUCAAUUAUCCUUGUAAUCUCUGUAAACCUGUAGCAGAAAAUAACAGAUCAGUUUCUCUAAGGUAUGACUGGAGGCAUUGGUGAGGAGCAAGCGAAGUGGGCACUUGCUAUCUCAGGGGUAACAGAGGUAGAUCUGUCUGUCUUCCUUUCUUUCUGAAGCCUGUAUCCUGAAGUCUUUUCACCCCAAAAGAGCUGCAGUGAUUCAUCAACCACUUGAAGAGAGAUUUUUAUGUGUAUAUUCAGCAAUCAGAUGAAAACUUUGGGGAGAUGAAACUACACAGUGGUAUUUAACACUAUCUUGAUAGACUUACUGGGAGUUUCUUACAGUUAGAACAGAAUCACCUCUGCUGGUAACCAAGUUGGGACUCCUCCUUGUAGAACAAGGCACUGUGACCUGGACUAAUGCACAUCUCCUGGGCUGCGUUUUUCCUUGUUUGGAAAAAUAUUUAAUUUUCCACAUCAGAAACUUGUUUGUGUAGUAGCCCACUCAAGUCCUAUUAAAAUCCUUUUCUACUAAGGGCUGAGUACCUCUGAAAUCAGUCAAGUGCCAAAGCUGUUCUGUCCCCUGGAUCACCACCAAUGGCUCACAAGAUAUGCUAAUAAAUGGUUAUACUGUGACUGUGUGGGGCUCUUUCUUAUUUUUAAUAAAGGAAUCUGUUCCAAGGGCAGAUUUUAAGGUUUUUUCAGCACUGAGUUAAUUAAAUUUUUCUAUUAACAUUAUUUUUUUUAAAAGCUUCAACAUGCUAAAGCAUGUCACAAAGUCAGCAUCAUGUUAGCUGCCAUUACAACGAAAGGCAACAAUUCUUCAAAUGUCACAUUUUUUGCCAUUUGGAACAGGUAAAGAGCAGGUCAGCUCAUUGCAUUUAAAGUUAACAGGCUUUAAUACGUUAGCUUUCUAAUUUGUCAUUAAAGGUGAUCUUCCUAUACAAACCUGUUCGGCAUGACUUAGUCUCAUUUUGGUCUACAAUUCACGUGUCAUCACUCUUAAGAAUCAAAUCCAGCCUCUGGAAAAGUGGAAGUGGGAUAAGGGAAAUUCAGUUUGAGUGAGCCAUUGGUUCAAGAACACUGUUAUACUCUACCCCUGUGCCCCACCGAUGAAACCUGAAUUUCUGUAAAAAAAGUCUGUUUCGAAACAUGGUCCAGCUCCUUGCAAGGUAUGCAAUGACUUUUCCAAGUCAUUAGGGUUAGACUGAAGCUUGGUGUAGCUGAUGCUUUCAGACUCCAAGAAUUACAGUGUGUAAGUUUUUGAAUGUACUGACUCCAGCCUGCUGUUGGAAACCAACAUGCACUCACUGAACAAAGAACUGCUUGUAGUUAACUCUUUCCUCACUUCAUGUCUGCCUUUGGGGUUUUCUACACCUGCCUACAUUUCCCUUCUUGCUUGUGCAAAACUGGGAAGCGGAUUUCAGGCAUUUUAGUUGGUCUUCCAUGGGUCAGCAAGCACAGUUUCAUCCCAUCAGUCUUGCAGGGCUCUUCCAUAGUCACUGCCUGGAAAAGAAACAAUGUUGAAGCUGUGGUUAAAGUUACAAGUCUGUCAAAGCCAUUUUGUAUUAAAGCACUUGACUACUGCCUUCCUGCGGUGAAAAGGCUGGGGAUGAGUGUGUGGCAUGAGCUUAGUUGUUUCAGAUGGGCUACUCUUAGGACAUCUUUGGAUUUUGAAAUUGAAAUAUGAAUGAGGAGAAAACUGAGCUUUACUUCAUGUGGUUUUCUAACUAGGAUAGCUACCACAUUCAUUGGGAGAGAGGAAGAGGGGCACUCAGGUAUCACCACUGACAUUAAAAAAAUUCUUACUUGGGUACAGUUUCCCCUUUCUAGUGGAGGGAGACAGGAUACUGCUCAAAUUGCCUUGGUGUGCUGGGCUGAGUCUUGUGCUGCUCUUAAACUGGCCUGUUUAGAAUGGGUUCUUGGCAUUGGUAGGAGGUUUCUGUGGAAUUCUGUUCAUGUGCAAAAGUGAAAACAGGAAGCAGAGCCAGCAAAAUAUGGAUGGUCCAGCUGGAGUAAUUUAUGUUUGGAAAAACCUUUGGAUUUAAGAUGUGCUGAUGGAGGACAGAUGUAGGACAGAAAAAUUCAAACAAAUUGGUGAAACCCAGUGCACCACUUGAUCUUCUCCUCCAUGCUUUUCAAAUCCCACACAUUCUGCCAGAAAGAAAGGCACUGUUUUCUUUGCAGAUUUUCAAAACUAGCUGUCACCUGAAAGGAAUAACCAACUUCUUUGGAUCAGCUUUACUAAUGAGAAGCUGUGUCGCUCUGUCAGCUAAGCAAAAGGCCUUGUUUCUCCCAUCCUUUUCUAUCUGCAGUGGCUUUCAUGCACACAUCAGGGCAGCUGAGGGCUGAGCUGGGAACAGGGGGAACUCAGUGCUGUUCAGCUGCUGCCCAACAGAAGAAACAAGCUGGCAGGAUAUAAAAUUUCAGCAAGUUAAUCCUGUUCGGAAGUGUUUGCUGAGGAUGUUUUGGUUCCCAGCCCCCGGCAGUGCUGGGGCUCAGGAGCCAGCAGCAGGUACUGCCAAGGGUGCUGCAGCAGCGUGCUCUCCUGUCUGCCAGCCUGCACAGCGCCCUCGUCACUGUAGAGACUGGAGAUUUAUUGAAACCACUGCAAAAUGUAUACUCUUCUGUCACUUUCUUCUUGGAAACAGGACAGAACCACUUCAAACAACAAUGAAACCCUUUUCUUUGCAAUUUAACUAAACUG
Molecule: messenger RNA, 11429 nt
Organism: Motacilla alba alba
Lineage: Eukaryota; Metazoa; Chordata; Aves; Passeriformes; Motacillidae
Product: neurotrypsin-like
Exons: 16
Coding region: 1853-4321 (822 amino acids)
Biological process (GO): proteolysis
Cellular component (GO): membrane
Molecular function (GO): serine-type endopeptidase activity
Source: RefSeq, a predicted model, not a curated record